UUGGUCGCAGACGGAGGGAAGUGCUUCCUGAUAAUAAAGAGGUGCGUCUUAUUUCCAUUCCAGUGAUUGACUGCGCACGGCUUUCACCGGGCUGGGGGCAUUGACGCAUUGUGGAGUCGACAGGGGGUAGCACUGCAACCCCGGCUUCGCUACACAACGGAGGCAUCUAUCGGCGAAACCGCGAUGGCCGUGGUGCAGCUCGACACGGAGGACCAUCAACCGGAGAACGGCUUCGUGUCCCCCGAAACCACGUCGCCGGGGCUUCUGACACGCAUCGACGGUUCUGUUCUGCCGUUUCUCGGGGGAUUUGGGAAGUACCAGAAACAGCUGAUCGUGCUGACAUGGAUUCCGGCGCUAUUCAUUGGAUUCAGCCAGUACUCUGAUAAUUUCCUCCUCGCCCAGCCGAACAACACAUGUGUGCAGCCUUUGGCGAACCUGACAAAUCAGACUGCCGGUCAUUCCUCGUUGUUAGACAGCCCGAGAAACAUCAGCGCGCGGCCGGCUGCUAUUUAUGCCAAUGGAAGUUACGGCAGCCACAAUGACACGAACAACAUGCAGUGUAGGUGCAGCGAGUGGACGUUCGAGCUGCACACGGGGCUCGUGCAGAAUGUGGUUACCAAGUGGAGUCUGGUGUGUGACUCAGCAUGGAAAGUCCACAUUGCAAAAUUUUCUCUGUUGGUGGGGUCCAUCUUUGGAUAUUUGGUGUUUGGAAUCCUUGCUGACUGGUUUGGCCGCCACCCAGUGCUGAUCAUAUCGGUGCUGUUCAUGCUGGUGUUCGGUCUGACUGUGGCCUUCUCCGUCAACGUCCCCAUGUUCAGCACCCUGCGCUUCUUUGAGGGCUUCUGCCUGGCAGGGAUCACCCUUUCUCUCUACGUCCUCAGGAUUGAGCUGUGCCUCCCGGGAUGGCGUUUUUCCAUGACCAUGGUGGCCAGUUUUGUGGUGUUGGGUGGUCAGCUGCUGAUGCCCGGGGUGGCAUACCUCUGUCGCGACUGGCAGGUCCUCCAGGCUGUCAUCAUCUGCCCCCUCCUGCUGAUGCUGUCCUACAUCUGGAUCUUCCCUGAGUCACUGCGUUGGCUGCUGGCCACUCAGCAGUACUGCCGCUCCAAGUGGAUCAUAGGACACAUAGCAAAGAAAAACCAAGCGAACAUGGAGCUUGAUGCUGAUAAUAUCCUCACAGAACUGCAGAGAGCUCUUCAAAAGAAACCCAAAAAGACGUGCAUUGUGAAAAUGGUCGGGACGAGGAACCUGUGGAAGAAUAUCGUUGUGCUCUGCGUCAACUCGCUAACAGGCUAUGGGAUCCACCACUGCUUCGCCCGCAGCAUGAUGGACCCCGAGGCUCAGGAGACCACCAUGUUCCAUAACUUCUAUGCAGACUAUUACACCAUGGCGGGCAUUGCGGUGGCGUCCUGCAUGGCGCUGUGCCCUGCAGUGGGCCUGAUGGGCCGGCGUGGUGGCCUCCUCAUGUUUAUGAUCAUCACUGCCUUAGCAUCACUGCUGCAGCUGGGCUUGCUUAACUUGCUGGGGAAGUACAGUGUCCAUCUGAACAUAGAUAGCUCAGGCACACUGAAUAAGAACUUCUCCAUCGCCUUCUCCAUCAUCGGCAUGUUUUCCUCGCAUGCAGUCAGCAACUUGAGCAUCUUCUUCUGUGCUGAGAUCACGCCCACUGUGAUCAGGGGUGGUGGGCUGGGCCUGGUCCUGGCCAGCGCCGGUUUCGGCAUGCUGACGGCGCCCAUCAUGGAGCUCCACAAUCAGAAGGGCUAUUUCCUUCACCACAUUAUCUUUGCCUGCUGCACUCUUAUCUGCAUCAUCUGCAUUCUCCUGCUGCCAGAGACACGCUACCAGCCCCUCCCUGAGACCCUGGCCGACGGCGAGAGCUACACUCGUCAACCUCUCCUUCCCCCGAGGAAACCUGGAGAACAGCGCCUCUUGCUGGCCCAGUCCGAGAGCAGCAGGGACUACACCAGGGUGCACGACACCCCACUCCACGAAGCAGCCACCAUUGUCGCGUCCACCAUGGACUCCACCGCGUCUUCGGCUGUCGAUUUGACAGCUCAGUCGGUCGGCGACAUGUCCCCUCCCGCGUUCAUGGAGGUGCACCCCGGCAAGCCGGAGCCUAAAGACCCAAACGGUCACUCACGUUCACCUUUAGCCACCACCCCCAUCACAGCCCUGGGUAAAGAUGGGAUCAUACAUGCCAGUAAAGAGCACCUGCUGUCUUCCACUCCCUUGCACAAAGUCCCGUGUGUCACAGACCCACUUUUAGCCGACGCUGAAGAACCUACAGCAAUAGUUCUUGACUCUGUGGAGUCAAUGACAGAUUCUGCCAUUCCUGAAAUGAAUGACAUUGGUUCUUCCCCUACAAAAGAGUCAGUCGCCAGCCCUGCCCCCUCAGUCGACUCUUCCACUCCCCCCGUCCCUCAAACUGUGCCCGCCUCCUUAUUGAUCUGCACCACACCCAUCAUCGAACCCCCGCCUAGCUCCACAUUAGAAUCCCCCAACCCUCUGGCUAAUGAGAUCAACACCAUCACCUCGAAUUUCGACCCAACUUUGCCCGAGGGCACUCACGCCACUUUAGCAGACUCCCCAACUCCAUCUGUGCAUGACAGUCUCCCUCCAUCUCUUACUCCCUCUCCUGUCCCAAUGACAGACUGCAACAUUUCCACAGACCCUCCACCCUCCAUUAGCGCACACUCUGACAUUUCCAUCCAGUUAGAAAUAGUAGACGAUUCCACAUCCACUCCUUCCACUAGAGCGACCCCACCACCACAGUUAGACUCUGCCUCUCCCUGUGUUAAUGAUACAUCUCCUCGUCCCCCUACUCCCCUUAGUCCAGUCACUGUUUCCCUUUCACCCUCUCCCCCUCCACCCAUUGACUCAGGCCAUAUGCCCUCAGGGGACUCUUCCACUCCCCCUGUCAUAGAUACUGUCACUACCACUGCACCGAUUCCUACCAUCCUCCCCGUCACAGACAUUGUGCACACCUCCACUCCAGAAUCAGCCACUCUGACUCUCACAGACAUUGUUCAGCCUGCGCAGGAUUCAGCUGCUCCCCUCGCCAUAGAUUCAGCACCGACUUCCAUCACGGAUUCAGGCUCUGCAGAAGCGACUCCCCCCUCUCUAAUUGACUGCACUGUCUCCUCCCCCAUAGACUCUGGUGUCCUUUCCAUCAGGGACAGUGCCAGCACGGAAAACAACACUGUCAAUGGUGUGGCGUCAUCAUGAUGCCAUGUUGGCAGCCGGGAAAAGAAGCUUUAUGGUUGCCGUGGAAGCAGCCUAUGCCACACGAAUAAAUGAGGAGGGGGCGCAAACUGUCCUGCUCUGACUUCAGGCGCUCAAUGAAGACUGUCCCCACCUGGAGUUGAGUAGGCAUGUCUUACAGAGCUGCUGUACGUUUCUCAAUGUCCUCCCCCCUUCCUGCAUUUAGCCAAUAAAUGAGACCACGCAAGUGAGAGAGUGCCAGAGGCUGGUUUGUGACAAUGUGACAGUAUCUUCUGCUCUUUUUGAAUGUCACUGGAAAUCACCAGCCUAUAAACUACUUCGAUGUUAAUGAAUGGGAAAUCACUGUCUGUCAUUUUAAAGAGACUUACAACCAUACCCACAAUCACUGAGAGGACUGGUGAAUGAUGCUAAAAACAAACAAAAAAAAUCAAGUCAUUGGUACUUUUGCUCAAAUGAAGUGUCCGUCUAACGUGUUUGUAUAAAUCGCCUUACCUGUAUGGACAAAAAAAAAUCUGAAUGUUACAAAGUAUUUUUUGCCGUUACAAUCCAAAUUGGAGUGAUUUUUCUAAAUACAGCGCCAAAAACUACUCUGACCAAAAUUAAAAGUAGACAUAGUGCCAAAAUUUAGUAUAAAUGCAGUGUUUGCCUGUUUGGGGAAAUACUGUUUAGUGCAGUCCCCUGCCAUAGACUGUGUGAGGAUUAAACUGAAUCAGAUGAACCCCGUCACAAACUUAAAAAACAGAAAAGAAGAAUUAGACUAUUAUCAAAUUAAUAAAAGAGCAAAAUGACUGAAAACUGACUGAAAUGCUAUGUCACCAUUUGAUAAAUUAGGAUUGAUUGCUAAAUUGCUUUCAGCACACAGUUCAUUGUGUGAACAGCGAUAUUACGAGAAAAGAAUGACCCAUAUUUUGUCGGUCUGAAGAAACUUUUAUUUUUCCAAUCGUUUUAGUCAAUGAAAUUUAUGGUAUGCAAAAUGCUUUGAUUUGUAAAUGCGAUAUUGUAAGUAAAUGCAUAAUUAGUUGUUGAGCUUGAUUCAGCCUUUUUUUUAAAUUCAAAGUAUUAUUUUGAAUAAUCUCCCAUGGCGUGCCCUUAUUGUACAAAUCUAUACUUUAUUCUUACAGUAUUUGUGGCACCACAGUGCGGUGGCACCUUAUUCUUUGCGGUUGGGACAAAGCAUGAAAAUAAUUGUGAACGCGUCAGCGAAACAAACAAGCAAACCUUAAAAAGACACAAAAGCUAUUUUUGAGAUGAAACCAAUGGAUGGCACAACGUUCGGCGUGAUUGACCUGUCGCAGCAUUGCUAACCUUCACUGUGUUUUCCAAAUCAUGUUCUGGCAUUAACAUAGUCUGUGUGUGUCAAUGUGUUCUUACAUUCACAUGCAUAGCUAUGUUUACCUUAAAAAAGAAAAUGCAAUAUUUCAUAUAUUUGUCAAAUUGACAUUUUAAAAUACAGGUCAAAUCCUUGAUUCUCCAUGAAUUCAUCUAUUCGUAUUCUUGAAUUGACAGACUCUUUCUUUAGGAGGCACUUUCUCUUCCAAAGCUUGCGUCCGUCUGUGGACAGCGUUGUACUUGACUUAAUACUGUGUGUAACUUGACAGUUGUAGUUACAUACUUGAUGCGUUGGAGGUUGUAAUAUUUGUCAGAGAAAGAUGUGUGAUUACGGAUAGACCACUGUUUACAAUACUGAUGACAAUAAUAACAAUAAUUACACGUUACUGUAAAACUUACGAGCCAACUGAAUGAUGUCUUGUCAUUUCAAAUGUGAUAAAACUCUCUCACACUCAGCAUAUUACAUUUAUCCAGGAAGUAUUGGUGAUCUGUUAAGGUGCAUCCAGGUGUCAAAGACAACACCAGACUUGACAGAGGACUUUCUGUCAUUCACACCUUCUUGUGGUACACUUAAGAAGAACCUUACAGGUACUUCACUAAACGAAAUGCUUUUAUCCAAGUCGAGUGUGCUCUGACAGAGGCUGCAUAUCUCUUGGUGUGCUAAUGAUCGAGCAAACCCGCCUGUGGUCGUUUUCCUCAAAUCAAGCUUGAAUCCAAGUAUGAAAGCUCUAUUUUUCGAUCGACUCGGGAUGGUCUUCUAAUAGAUCAUCAAGACAACAAAACUUCCAUUUCGUGAAAGAUUCAUUUAAUGUCUAACAUACCAUGCUGCUAAGCCUCAAAGCACAAUGCCCUGCAAUCAUGUGAUGUCAAAUUUGGUGGAGCUUGGCGUCUUGAAAGCAAAAAAGAAGAAAAAAAAAAUUCAAAAAAAGGGAAAAUGGAGUGGGAUUUUGAAUACAAUACAGAAACACAACUUUUGCAACAGACCCACAUGUAAUCGACUUUGUGGAACAGGGUGUUGACACUGGAUUUAAUAAGGAAUUCUUGGCAUCUGCAGUAGAGAGUGGGUUGACUGCAGUGGUCAGUAUCUUCACAUUACUCGGAGUACUUGUUGUCUGUGAGUGUUGGUCUCUCUGUCUCAGUGUGCAUAUUGCAGAAAUUGAACUGUGUACCGCCAAAACCCCGCGCAACACCAGUGUAAAGACAGUAAAACAGCACAAUACAGUCAGUGUCUUCUCUGAGAUCUGUUGCUUCCACUUUCACAACUCCCAUGCAGCUAUUUCACGGUGCUGAUUGGAGCUAUUACAGCUGUAAGCAUUCAGUUGGACUUUAUUUGGAGUAAAUUUAAUGUAAAAAAAAAAAAAAAGUAAAAGCAAUCCAAAGCAAUGUUAGCACCAGCGGUAGGGUUGACUAGAAGGCGGUGAUCUGUGGAAAAGCGCAAAAAAAAAAAGAAAAAAAAGAAUGGGUUAUGCCUUUGUAAAUAGUAAACAUGUGGAGACACCCAGCUUCCAUAAGAUGAAGGAUCAUAGAUCACAACAUGGACUGAUGAAUAGUUCUGAACUUGGUAGAUAAAAGUCUCAGAGACGAGUCCCCAGUGUACACAUUUCAGGUUUUGCUUCUCUGCAACUCAGAAUCUCUUAAACGAGAGAUUUGAAUGAAUGUAAAAACCAUGGAUUGUACCAUUUAUAAUUUCUGAUUGUUUGGUUUCAUUUUGUUUUUAUUUUAACAGACAUAAUGCACUUGUAUAUAAGCCAUACCUGUUGUUAAAAUAAACCACUAUUUAUUGAUCAA
Chelmon rostratus (copperband butterflyfish) is the source of this 6336-nucleotide messenger RNA. It is a transcript of the gene slc22a23a, whose product is annotated as solute carrier family 22 member 23. The coding region runs from base 184 to 3222 and encodes 1012 amino acids. The record is from RefSeq and is a predicted model, not a curated record. Gene Ontology annotation, molecular function: transmembrane transporter activity. The transcript has 10 exons. Gene Ontology annotation, biological process: transmembrane transport. Lineage: Eukaryota; Metazoa; Chordata; Actinopteri; Chaetodontiformes; Chaetodontidae. Gene Ontology annotation, cellular component: membrane.